Molecule: messenger RNA, 1638 nt
Organism: Alternaria arbusti
Lineage: Eukaryota; Fungi; Ascomycota; Dothideomycetes; Pleosporales; Pleosporaceae
Exons: 4
Coding region: 1-1638 (545 amino acids)
Source: RefSeq, a predicted model, not a curated record
AUGCAACACCUCCUCCUUACCGCUGCAGCUGUAGCUUCGCUAUUCGGUUCGGCCGUCGCAGCGCCGAAGAAUGGCUCCAACAUCGAGACGUCGAGCGGUACCUUGAUCGGUCACCCAUCGUCUAACAAGACACGUGUGACUGAAUUCUUGGGCAUUCGAUAUGCAGAAGCGCCAGUCGGCGAACUGAGAUUUGCUGCGCCGAAGAAGUUCGACGCGCCCAAAGGAACCGUUUUCGAGGCAUCCGAUGACUGCCCUGCUGUUAAGCCGCCAGUAUCAGCUUUCCCCAACUUCACACAGCCAUCCGGCUUGCGUGUGUGGAAGAACUUCGCAGCUCAGAACAACAAUUCGGUGUCCGAGGACUGCUUGAAGCUCAAUGUCUGGACGGCGAGUGCUGGUGAUGCCGAUGCAAAGAAACCAGUGCUGGUGUUUCUUCACGGAGGACGUUUCCAGAUCCCCGGCCCUCACUCUCCCUUCUACAACGGGCAGUAUCUGGCCGACGCUGAGGAUGUCGUUGUUGUGACAUUCAAUUACCGAUUGGGCAUCUUCGGCUUCGCUGGUGCUCCUGGUGUUGAGAAGAACGCGGCCCUGCGCGACCACCGUAGCGCUGUCGAAUGGGUGCGCGAUAAUAUCGCUGGCUUUGGAGGCGACCCUUCGCGCAUCGUCAUCUUUGGACAAAGUGCAGGUGGCGCCGCUGUCGACUACUGGGCAUACGCCUGGAAGAACGACCCAAUUGUGUCGGGUCUCAUCCCCAUGUCUGGAACCUCACUGAGCUUCGUUCCCAACACAGUCGAGUACUCGCAGUCUAUCUGGUACAAUGUGUCCCAGACCAUCGGUUGUGGGGGUGCUGCCAAUGACUCUGCCGAUGUCGUAUCUUGCGUACGUUCUGCAAACAUGUCUGCUCUUCUGGCUGCCUCGGCAAAGGUUCCUGGUCUUCCCAGCGUCGGUCUGACUCAAGCGACCUUCCAUCCAACCGUCGACAACAUGACGGUUUUUGCGGAUUAUCAGCAACUCUCAGCGGACGGUUCCUUCGCCAAGAUUCCGCUUUUGGUCGGCAAUGCGGACCACGAAGACGGCUGGUAUCGCAUUUCAGGGUGGGCGGCCAAGCUGAACUUUACCAACGCGCAAUGGGAUCUGUUCACCCAGCGUGGCUUCACAUGCCCAUCCUCCUUGUCCGCUGCAUACAGGGCGCAGUACGACGUACCGACCUGGCGAUACAGAUACCACGGAGAUUGGGACAACCUUCGCCUCUACAACGGCAGCGCAGGCCUCGGGCCUCGAGGAAGCGCGGCCUACCACGGCUCUGACCUAGGCCUGGUCUUCGGUACCGCUCAAGACAUCUCUGGCCUGCCCAAUUCUCCUGCUGAGAACCAGUAUAUGAAGCAUGUCCAGGGCGCCUGGGCUGCGUUUGCCCGUGAUUCGCAGGAGGGGUUGACCAAGUACGGAUGGCCGAUGUAUAACUCGGGUAAGCACUGGGAACACCCGAACGCCUGUUUCUACGCUAACACGUGCAAAGGCAAUGCUACACUCGUCGAGCUGGCUUAUAACAACGACCCUAUGCCCAAGUUUGUCAAUCCGACAAUCUAUGACGCAUCUUGCCCCGCGAAAAACGAUCCGCUGCCUGGACGAGGUGCUUUUUAA